GCGGGACAACGAGAGUUAGUAUAGAGGCCUCUUAGGCUCUUAACCCACUUGUCUAACCAACGGACUAGCCAAGAAAUACGAACACUACUAUCCCUGAGCCUAGUUUGAUCCCUCAACAAUCAAGGCGGGAUUUCUGCAAAACAUUUAUCAACUCAUCCAGCCGCUCGUAAACAGCGUUGCGCACUCUCCUGGCCAAAAUGCCACACAUUCUCCUUGAACGAACAAAUCAUCCUACAACCCUACGAUAAUACUGCUUCUUAUAAUCUAAUUGCGAAAACAAUGUUCAUCUUCACACUCACACUCACCCUCUUCAUCUCUCUCUCCUCCGCCCGCACAUGCUACCACCCCGACAAGUCCGUCGCCACCAAUAACGUCCCCUGUACGUCCGCUGACACGGCCUAUUGCUGCGACUCCGAUGCGAUCUGCAUGUCUAAUGGCUACUGCGUUGGAGUCGGAGCCCAGCCAUAUGUCUUUUUCCGGGGCUCUUGUACAGACGAAAACUGGGGUAGCGGCUGUCCGACACAGUGUGUAAAUAAAAACCCUAGCGGCGGCGCACCUAUCAUCGGAAUCGGCACCGACAGCUCCGGAGAUGCACAAUACUGCUGCGGCUUUCAGGUCAAGAACAACGGGUCUUCGGAGUGCGUGGAUGGCGACACGGCGUUCACUUUAAACAAUGGAGAGAUGAUUCUCGGGCGGGCCGCGCUGGAGAAUGUGACGGAAGUUAGUAACGCCAGUUCCACUUCGACAACCACGGUUUCCACCGAGACAGUGCUAGCGACCUCGGCGACUUGUUCAAGCAGUGAGAAGCACUGUAGCUCAAAUGCGACGGCUGUAGGAGCUGGUGUGGGCGUGCCCCUGGGAGUGCUGGCUGUGUCGGCUGUCGUGUGGGCGCUUUGGGAAAGGAGCAGGAGAAUUACAGCAUCUACUGCUGCUGCUCCUAACGUUCAAGAGGGGUUUAAAGGACUUGUGCAAGAAAGCUAUGUUCCGCACAGGAUGCAACAGGCGCCGACGGAGUUGGACACGCGAGCCAGGAUAUCGGAGAUGAUGGGAAGUAGCUACCAACAUGCACCCUAAAACGUUGAAUAUUCAUAGGGAGUAAUAAGUUGCGAGAGCAUUUCACUUUACAAUUGCCAUUCCAACACCCAGCACAUCAGUUAAGUGUGAUGAGUCGUUACCUUUAACCGUUCAAUUUAAGUAGACGAUGUUUUGCUUGAC
This is a messenger RNA of Aspergillus neoniger CBS 115656, 1215 nucleotides long. RefSeq lists its product as uncharacterized. Lineage: Eukaryota; Fungi; Ascomycota; Eurotiomycetes; Eurotiales; Aspergillaceae. The record is from RefSeq and is a predicted model, not a curated record. The coding region runs from base 280 to 1074 and encodes 264 amino acids. The transcript is spliced from 2 exons.